AUGGCGCGCCGAACGUCUCGACGAUCUGUGGCCUCGGUGGUCGCGAUGCUCGCAGCCUGCUUCUGCUUCUACUCUCCGAGUCGUGUCUUCACCAGCGACGAGACGAAGGACCAGCUGGAGAAGGCCGUGAAGGUCUGGAAUCAGCCCCACGCCAUCCGCGUGGCGGGAUCCAAGUUCGCCGUGGACACGAUCUCCCAAGGUGCCCCGCAGUGGCAAGUGAGGGCCACGGAAUCAAACGGUUCAACGGCGCUGUUUGCGGCACGCGAGGAUGGGGGAAGCGUCGUCUAUGGCGUGAACUAUGACUCGGACAAGAGCAGCUGCAAGCCGUUCUGUGGUUCGCGUGUCGCACUGGCCGCCACCGGCGAGGAGGGUGGCAGCGACGUGGACUGGACGGUGCAGGUGGAAAGACCGGGCAGCGCACCGCAGCGUGUCGCCGUCUCUGGCAAUGGCGAGGACAUUGUCUACGACGCCACUCUUGCAGCGGAGAGGCCACUCCGUGGUGGAAUCUCGGGUCUCGCGGCUGUGGACCUAAAGAAGCAAAGUGAUGCCGAGGGCUUCCUGCCCAACUGGAUCAAGCCAAGCUUCGGAGCCAAGUACACCUCGGGCAACACGGAAUACCGGGCUGCCGUCUUCCCUGACCUUCAGCAGGAGAAUGUCUCCGUUGACUGGGAGGCAGUGAUGAAGGGCCGCCUCGAGGGCUGGAGCUCCAAGCAGGGCGGCAAGAUCCUAACUACGGAUCCCCAGUAUCAACUGCGGCUGUCCCAGGAAGGCUUGGCCGGCAAGGUUCGGGCACCUGCCAAGCUCGGCACGUCCUUUGGUCUUGACGGCAAUGUGGACAUGGAUGGCAAGUACGACGUGGAAGGCCAGGCAGAAUGGAAGGGCAAGCACCAGGUCGCCAAGGGCCUCACUCUCGACGCCGACAUCAAGGCCUCAGCCAAGCGUGGCAGCGUGGAUGUCCAGCCACUGGGCACCGGUGCCACCAUCGAUAUGGGAUCUCUGGCACCCAAGAUCGCGGCUGAUGGUUCGACUUUGGCCCUCCGAAGCCGCUACAAGUGGGGUGCUUCCCGGCCAGCCCUGUCCGCCUCGAUGACCCUGACCCCCGCCAAGGUCCCAGAGAUGAAAGCCGUGGGAUCCGUUUCUUCGGGAGAAGACGGAGACGUCGCGGGCUCCCUGAGGGUGACGGCGACAAAGCUCCGUGGUGUGGACGCGCGCUAUGAGAUGAGGUCCAAGGGAUCCCAGGUCACACAGGCCUCGGAAAUCAGGUCUCCGCGCGUGGACUUCGGUGACGGCAGCUACCUUCGUCUCACCGGCAAAGCCUACAAAGGUGAGGACUGGGGGGAGAAGCCCCGCGUGCAGCUGGGUGUCCAGUACGAGGGCAAAGUCGACAUCCUCGGAAG
Symbiodinium sp. CCMP2456 is the source of this 1397-nucleotide messenger RNA. NCBI's taxonomy places the organism in Eukaryota, Dinophyceae, Suessiales, Symbiodiniaceae. The record is from the annotation of a GenBank genome assembly.